Phalaenopsis equestris is the source of this 847-nucleotide messenger RNA. Its product is annotated as ribonuclease P protein subunit p25-like protein. Gene Ontology annotation, molecular function: RNA binding. The transcript is spliced from 8 exons. Bases 128 to 847 code for a protein of 239 amino acids. The record is from RefSeq and is a predicted model, not a curated record. NCBI's taxonomy places the organism in Eukaryota, Viridiplantae, Streptophyta, Magnoliopsida, Asparagales, Orchidaceae.
UUAUAAGCCGAUGAGGCGCAAGGGAGGGGCAGGCGUCCUGCUUGGCAUAACCUCCAUCUAGGGUUUUAGGGCAGCCCUCACUACCCUCUAUCCCAACGGGAACCCUAACCCUAAUCACGCCGUUAUCAUGGACCGAUACCAGAGAGUCGAGAAACCGAGACCGGAGUCUGCCAUUAACGAGAACGAGAUCCGAAUCACCACCCAGGGCCUCAUUCGCAACUACAUUAGCUACGCGAACAGUCUUCUACAGGAAAGAAGAGCGAGGGAAAUCGUGUUGAAAGCAAUGGGGCAGGCAAUUAACAAGGCUGUGGCACUUGCUGAGAUCUUAAAGAAUAGGAUUCCUGGAUUGCAUCAAGAUACUAGCAUAGGUUCAGUCAGUAUUACUGAUGUUUGGGAACCAAUUGAGGAGGGACUUGUACCGUUGGAGGUGACAAGACAAGUUUCAAUGAUUUCAAUCUCAUUGUCAAGCAGACCGCUCAACAAGAAUUCCCCUGGGUAUCAGAGUCCAUUACAUGUACCACAAUCAAAGAUACAAAAAUAUCAACAGCCACAGCAAUAUCAACAACAGGUUCCAAGACAAACUCCAGCUCAAUAUAUUGAUGAUUCAUAUGGACGAGAACAUGGUCGAGGUCGAGGAAGAGGAAGGAACCGAGGCAGAGGUGGUUAUGGUGGGUACGGAAAUUAUGGAGGACAUGGAGGAUAUGGAGGAUAUGAAGGGUAUGAAGGAUACGGAGGAUAUGGGAAUAAUCAAGAUAAUGGUGGGUGGAAUUACAACUGGAAUCAAGGUCGUGGUCGUGGUCGAGGAAAUUGGGGUUAUCGUGCUGCUGGAUAUGAAUGCUUGAUAUGA